AUUAUUGAAAUGUGGAUCUGUCCUGAAUGUUUUAUGGAAAAUAGUGCUAACAAUGAAUCGUGUAGUAAAUGCCACACCAUUAAGAUAGACACGGAUCCAAAAGAAAAAGAACCAACCAAAGUAGAAGCAUUCGCCUGGGAUCAAGCAUCUGUCAAACACAACCUGCCUGUUUCUGUCAAUUUGAGAAAACACAUCAGUAUAAAAAGGGAUGAUCAUUCUCAACAUAUUUAUAGCUGUAUCAAAAUAGGAAAUACAUUACUGUUUACGGACUUUAUAAACAAACGACUUAUUAUUUGUAAUGCAUAUGGUACUGAUAUUCAUGACAUUCCGCUGUCCUAUUCUCCAUAUGCUAUAACACAGAUAGACAGUAAUACUGUAGCAGUAUCCUGUAAAGGCAAAAUCAUAUUGAAAAUAGAUAUAUCUACAUGUUCUAUCACCAAUGAAAUCACCACCAGUCGUGAAAGCUUCGGAAUAUCAUAUUAUGAUAAUAACUUGUACAUUGUUAUUGACAGAUGCUUAAUGCAUGUGAUGGACCUGCCAUCUGAAGAAAAACGUACCAUACCUUCCCCUUUAGAGCAUAUCGUCGACAUAACUGUAGACAAAAACAGGAUGGUUAUUAUAGAAAGGACGUCAAUAUACUGUUGCUCGUUAGAUGGAACACAAAUUUGGAAAACCAAAAAGGAUAAUUUGGAAGAUUUUCAUAGUGUGACAACAGAUGAUGAGCAGAAUGUGUAUGUGACGAAUUUUAAGAAAAAUAACGUAUUAGUAAUAUCUGAUGAUGGUGAACAUUACAGAGAACUUUUUACUGAUUUAAAUGAAUUGAAAGAUCCGUGGGGAAUUUAUUUUGACAAAAAAGAUAAAAUUCUGCUUGUAUGUAAUGAUCAUGAUGCUUUUCUUUUUGAUGUCAGAUAAGAACAAAAAUGAUUAUGAAUAAUUGGUUAGACAAUGAGGUUCUUUCAGAUUCUGGUCUGUUUGAACGUUAAGGUCCGUUGAAAUAAAUAUUGUAUUUGUUCUGAUUAUUAUUGUGUUUCACCAUAUUUUGUUCUUGCAAUAAAGUAUCAUGUUGCAAUAUGUCGCUAAUAAAUUACUGAUAAGGUAUCGUAAAGUGUUUGCUCUUUCAAAUUACAACCGGCUCAGCCGAUUUUUUUUGUAAGAUUU
This is a messenger RNA of Mytilus trossulus (common blue mussel), 1158 nucleotides long. RefSeq lists its product as uncharacterized. The transcript is spliced from 2 exons. The record is from RefSeq and is a predicted model, not a curated record. The coding region runs from base 10 to 912 and encodes 300 amino acids. Lineage: Eukaryota; Metazoa; Mollusca; Bivalvia; Mytilida; Mytilidae.